Messenger RNA from Adineta ricciae, 1848 nucleotides. The record is from the annotation of a GenBank genome assembly. NCBI's taxonomy places the organism in Eukaryota, Metazoa, Rotifera, Eurotatoria, Adinetida, Adinetidae.
AUGGAUGGGAUGAUAAAUAACAAGAAUAACUUGAAUACCUAUGAUGAAUCUCGAGGUAUAGUGCCGAGCAACAUUUUUCUCGGCCUCCUCCCAUUGCCAUACUCGUUGUCAACUCUUAAGAAUAGUUUACCAGUGUCUCAGCCAUCGACAUCAUCAUCAUCAUCAUCAUCAUCAUCAUCAUCAUCAUCAUCAUCAUCAUCAUUAGGAGCCACUUGUGUUCCGCAAACAUCGACGAACAGCAAAAACAACAAUACUUAUACAUCUUCUCGUUUACAUUCGCCUUCAUUUGUCGACUCAAAUCACUUUGAAAAUCAAUCAGCUUCCAUGUCGGCCUCAACGUAUCGCAACUCGUCGUACAUGAUGACAAAACCACCGUUGUACACUCAAGCACGUGAAAAGGAACGAUUUGAAUUAUCAACAUUGAACGAUAAAUUCGCUGAUUAUGUUGAAAAAGUUCGAUAUUUGGAAGCUCAGAACAAGAAGAUCCAAAUGGAGGCGAAUCUUCUCACCGAAAAGGAACAAGAGAAUACUCAAAAGAUCAAAUCAAAAUUCGAGACAGAAAUCGUUCAAUUGAGACAAGCAGCAGAGCAAUUAUUCAAAGAUAAAAACGAUACGUUUUCAAUCGCUCAAACAACACACAAUACGCUUCUCCCGUUGAAACAGCAGUUAAAUCAAACAUUCCGCGAACGCGAUGCAUCCAAAUACGACACGGAGAAAGUUGAACGACAGCUCUCAUCGAUCGAAGGCGAUAUUAUGAUGUUCAAGCGUCGUCUCGCUCAUCAAGAUAACGAACAAAACCAAUGGAAACAAUUGACCGCUCAUAUUCAACGUCUUCUAGUACAAACUGGAAAUGAAAUUCAUACUGAAUCGUUGGCUAGAGCAUCAGCCGAACAAAAAACGAAGCAAUUACACGCGGAAAUUGCUCGUUUACGUGAGCAGCAACAGCAGAAACUAAAAGAAGUUAAACAAUCAGCAUUAAUGACCGGUUCGAACACGACAAACGAUCGUGCACAUGUGUUCAAAUCGGAGUUGUCCAAUGCAAUCCGACGCGUUAGGCAAGAUUUCGAAAGAGAAAACGAUACACAUCGAAAUGAACUCUAUACUCAGUUUAGUCAAUCGUACGAUAGUAUUGUACGACAAUAUUCGGACUUAGCAUAUUUGUUCAUGAACGAACGCGAACAAGAACGUAUUAGAUUAGAAGAAGAUCGCGUACGUUUGGAGAUACAACGUGUUCGAGCAGAUAUCAACGCAUUGAAACAGAAAACAGCUGACUUGAAACUACACAUCCGUGAAGUUCAAAUCAAAGUCGAGUUAAUGACUGACGAGAAUCAACGUGUCGAGAAACUACAACAAAAUCAAAUCGAUCAAUUUAAAUUACAGCACGAAAAAACCACUCAGGAUUAUGAAGAUGUCAUUUCCAAGCAAACGUCAUUAGAAAAAGAAAUUGAUACAUAUCGAAAUCUCUUGGAAGGUACAAUGAAACCGGUCGUAGAUAACAUAACUGACGAAUACAAUACAAUGACUGCGAAUAACGCCAAAGCCGAAGAACGCAAGGACCCGACCCCAACCGAGCCGAAGUUUUACUCAUCUACCAAUCGAUUUUCAUCGAGAUUCCAGCAUGAAAAACCGAGGGAUAGUAAUUUCUACAAUACAUCUCAGAGUCUCUAUUCUCAUAGCAAACCAACAGAAACAACAUUGCCGAAAGCUGUCGAUAUUCCGAUCACACGGAUUUUAGAAGAAAUAGAAAUUGUGACGAAUGUUGGAGAUUACAACAUGAAACCGAAUGAUAAUGAACAGCAUAUUGUGGAAAUCGAUGAAACAACCAGUGAAUCGUCAACAGCUAAUUAG